CAUGUAUAAUAGUCCAAAUCCAAACCUGCUUACUGACAGUUAAAGGGAUGUGAGUCAAACCUGCCAAUUGAGAUGUUUCUGAGAUUUUAUGCCUGCAUUACUUUGGGCUUAUCACAGCUGAGCUAUAUCAGUGCAACAAUACAUAAUGGUUUCUUUUUCACCUGGCUUGCGAAUAACAGUGACCCGUCUUUCUAUCCAAUAAACAAAACAUCGGACAAAGUCAAGGUUAUUUUGAAAUUUAGAAGUCGAUGGAGUAGCCUGACAAAUCCAUGCCUUAAUGUCCCACCGCCUGGUUUAUGCUCCUCCUCAAGCGCAUUGCCAUUAUAUUUUUACUUUGGAUCCACGGAAGCAUCGCCUGGGAAUUUCUAUACCAAGUUGUUUGCGCAGUUUCAAUGCCCAUCCUAUCCACAUACAAAGGCAAGCUUAAAUGGCUACAAUGAAAUUAGACUGAUCAUCCAGCGGAAUUUCUUCUACAAGAUAAGAUAUACUGGAUGCUGUUGGAAUCCAGCACUGAUCAAAUAUCCUAACUCUUUGGUGAAUGUAGAAAGCCUGAUUUCGUUUCCUCUGAAUCGUCUUGGUGGAUUGAAUAGUCCAGUACAGCUUCGUUAUUUUCCAAGAUUUACCAUUUUGCAAAACGAAAUAAAGACUUUCCAUUUACCUACCUAUGACCCUGAUGAUGAUGUUAUCAAUUGUCGCUGGGCGUACAGCUAUAGUGAAGGCGGAGGUGUUUAUAAUGCACGUAUUGGAGCUUUGGACCAUGGCAACUGCAGUCUUACUGUAAAUGGAGCAUCGUACCAAUCUGGCCGUUACGCUGUCGUUGUCAUGUUGGAAGAUUACAAGACUAAUUCUUUGCACACUAAAUACCACAGCGUUUCAUUGCAGUUUUCUAUAGAUAUCCUAAGCCCCACACACGAACAAGAGUCUGAAGUGAAUUGCACUUUAAUAAAUAAAAUUUACGCUCCCUUGGGCCCAAUGGUUGCUCGAGUACUGCCACCGCCUGCAGCUCCUGCAAUGAGGCCUUAUUCAAGUAUUGAUGGCUGCAAGAAUUACCACAAUCUCUCUUCGCAUGACCGCUCCGUAGAUCACAGUGAUUGGAGCUCCUAUAGAUGUGAUAUGUUUUUGUAUGGCUGGUAUCGUUUCACAGGCCAAUCCGGCACAACUCUGGUAAGCUCCUGUCCUGCUGGCUGGUCCAAAUCAAGUUCUAGCUGUGGAACAUUUUAUAAGGGUUGGUUAAAAGAUCAAGUUGCACCAAGCAUCGAAGAAGGUGUUGUGAAUAGAACAGUUUGUUUUUCUACACAUGGGAGCUGCACAUGCACGUUAAGAAGAGAAAUAAAAAUUAGGAACUGCGGAGGCUUUCUUGUUUAUUAUUUCGAUGCAGUACCAACAUGCAAUGCAAGAUAUUGUGGAAAGCCAGAUCUUGGAGCGAAGGUUUAUUGCAGUUCAAAUUAUAUGCAAAUUGAAUUGGAUGAAUCUCGGUACAACAUAUCAAAAUACUUAUCAGUUACUCUAAGAUCAACAAGUUGCAAAGUCUCAGCAUCAAGUACAAAAAUUAUCAUUGGAACAAAACUCAAUGCUUGUGACACAAUCAAAAAAACCGUUGGAAGUCAUUUCAUAUACGAAAACCAGCUGGUCCUAAGGCCAAAGACAUUUGGCAUCAUUUCUCGCGACCCUGACGUCUAUAUAACAUUUUCCUGUGUGUUUGCGACUGACACUUUCAUUUCGUCAUCUGGUCAUGACCUCGUAAAAGAGGUAAAUGCAACAGAACCCGGUUUCGGUCAGUUCCAGCUGAAUAUCGACCUGCAUAUCAAUAGCAAAUUCAAUCUGAAACACAAAAAGUUCCCUAUUUCUGUUCAACUCACAGACCGUCUAUAUUUUGAAGUACGCUCUUCGGCUUCUAGUGACUAUAUGGUAUUGGUUAGCAGCUGCUACUCCACGCCGGUCAAAGACGCAAGCAACGAGAAAAAGUACUUCUUUAUCAAAGAAAGGUGCCCAGUGAACAACAAGGUGCAGUUUCACUCAGGAACUAGAGGUCAGCAACGCUUCAGUUUACCAGCUUCUGCGUUGCUAGAGAGCAGUCCCAAGGCAUAUGUUCACUGCCUCAUUUUCCUCUGCUUUAUGACCUCAACAGACAGUAGGUGUCAGUCUGGUUGUCAAGGAAACAAUUUAAAACGCACCACUCGCAGUGUCAGUGAAAAGACACCAAUCUAUAGACCAUCGACGGUAUCUAAUUAUUAUAUGGUCGAAGUUGGAGCAAUAGAAAAAGAGCGGGACCAGUCGAAAGGCCACGAUGCGACACCGAAAGCAGAGGCAUUGAUGUUUCUUAUGUUGACAAUAGCUUGGAUUUUGCUGUACGCAAUGUAAGUCACGAUCAAUGAAUGUCACGAUCAUCAAGCAAUGCCACGCUGGUCUGAAAGGCGUUGUUGAGUAUCAUAUAGCUGAAUUCCGUGACGGCAAAUAAAUAGAUUUUGGUGUUAUGGGGUGUUAACCUUAACGUCUUUUAACGAUUGAUAUCUUUGAGACGCCAGGAAUGCUUUCGUAGUUUAAUUCUGGCCGUAUCUUUAUAGGAUGAUAAGAAUAGACUUAGAUGGUAUUUAUUUUCUUUUUGAAUUGCUCAAAACCAAGAAGAGAAAGCUUAACUCUCCCUUAAUAUAUCUCAUUUAUUGAAUGAAAGCUGGCAAAAGACGUCACGUUUGUAUAAAAUUCAUGCCUUUUAUAGCACCAUACCAAAGUAAUUAUACUUUAACAACGAACAGUUUUUAACACAUUUUAUUCUAUGUCUUCAGAUAGCGAGAUCAUUUCUUGUGGUAUCAGCUAAAUACAAAAAAGCUUGACUUUAUUUUCCAAGAAAUGAUUUGAUAAACAACUCUUUUCAAAUCUGAAAGAAUAUGUGCAGUUUAAGCUAGGCACGGAGUAAACAAAGAUUUUUAAAAGCAGGCGAUGAAAGAAGAUUUGGUUUUAUAACGUGCAGUAAUCUACAUACAUUAAAUCGAUAGUCUUCCAUUUGCAAAUAUACAUUAAUGCUAGAUGAAUUUCAGUUUUUUGCUGAGCUGGCCUACA
This is a messenger RNA of Rhopilema esculentum, 3057 nucleotides long. Its product is annotated as pancreatic secretory granule membrane major glycoprotein GP2. The record is from RefSeq and is a predicted model, not a curated record. NCBI's taxonomy places the organism in Eukaryota, Metazoa, Cnidaria, Scyphozoa, Rhizostomeae, Rhizostomatidae.